This is a messenger RNA of Bombina bombina (fire-bellied toad), 600 nucleotides long. Its product is annotated as nicotinamide N-methyltransferase-like. The coding region runs from base 1 to 600 and encodes 199 amino acids. Gene Ontology annotation, molecular function: N-methyltransferase activity. NCBI's taxonomy places the organism in Eukaryota, Metazoa, Chordata, Amphibia, Anura, Bombinatoridae. Gene Ontology annotation, cellular component: cytosol. The transcript has 2 exons. The record is from RefSeq and is a predicted model, not a curated record.
AUGCCGCCUGGCACCAUUAUUAUACUCCUUAUUCCAUUGGCAGAGUGCUUUAAUGACAUCACCGUGUUAGAAUUCAAUGACGCUAGCAUAAAGGAAUUGGAGAAAUGGACAACUACUCAUGACGAUGCCUAUGAUUGGUCUCACACAUUUAAUACUAUAGCAGAUUUUGAAGGCAAAGGUGAGGACUGGAAGAAAAGGGAAGAAAACCUUAAAAAAUCAAUUAAAAAAAUUCGGAAAUGUGAUCUCACCAAAGAAAAUCUAACUGACCCAGUUACUCUUCCAAAAGUCGACUGUUUAUAUAUUGGUAGUACCCUAGGAAUGAUGUGCAAAAGUCGAGAUGAAUUUUCCACAAGCAUGAAGAAGAUCUCAAGGUGGCUAAAACCAGGUGGCCAUCUGAUAUUAUAUGUUUUGUUAAAUGGUGAAUUUUACACGGUUGGGGAACACCAAUUCCACUAUCUAACACUGGAUGAAGAGUUUCUAAAAAAAAUUCUCAAGGACAUGGGGUACAAGAUUGAAACCAUGGAGCUGAUUGAAAAUAAAUCAAAGCAUGAGGCUGUAUCUUAUGAUCACAUGGCAUUUAUAACUGCCGUCAUGCAAUGA